Messenger RNA from Andrographis paniculata, 1770 nucleotides. RefSeq names its product KH domain-containing protein At5g56140-like. Gene Ontology annotation, molecular function: mRNA binding. The record is from RefSeq and is a predicted model, not a curated record. The transcript has 7 exons. Lineage: Eukaryota; Viridiplantae; Streptophyta; Magnoliopsida; Lamiales; Acanthaceae. Gene Ontology annotation, biological process: regulation of mRNA splicing, via spliceosome. Bases 449 to 1354 code for a protein of 301 amino acids. Gene Ontology annotation, cellular component: nucleus.
GGAGAGUGAGAUGAGAUGAGAAGAUUGAUUGUUCUUACCAUUGAAAUUGAAGGUGAGAUGAGAUGAGAUGAUUAAUGGUAAAAGAUCGGGGGAAAGAGAAUAUUGACAGGCGAGGCAAGAGGAGCCAUCUAUCUGCCAAUCUGGGGCUGCUGAAUCAUUACCAACUGGCACUGUGGUUGUGGAGAAGACGACACCCUUUCCAUUCCAUUCCAUUCCAAUCGAUAUAUAUAAAUAGCAGUCACUCGUCGCCUACAGUAAACGCUGCUGUGGCGGUCGGCUAUUGCGCUGGACCAACUCCCACACCAAUAAAUGCUCUCUGCCCAACCCAACGCUCCCUUCCUCUGAUUUUGUUCCACCGACGCCGCAGCCGCACCGCUUGAAGGAAUACGCUGCUUCUUUUCUAGAUUGGAUUGUUGGGUGGUGUUUUGGAUCUGACGGCUGCGAUCAUAUGAUGUCGUCUGGAAGGUUUAUGGCUUACUCGCCGUCGCCCUCGGCGCCCCACUCUCCUCACAUCACCGCCGGAGGAAGCAUCCGUUCCGCCGCUUCUUUACUCGAGCAGGAGAAUCCAAUUGACAGGUAUCUUGCAGAGUUACUAGCAGAGCGCAACAACCUGAAUCCAUUUUUGGGCGUGCUCCCUAAUAGCUGCCGAUUGUUGAAUCAGGAAAUAUUGCGUGUUACUACACUGUUGGGGAAUGCAUCGAUUUUAGAACAAAGUGGGCUUGAACAUGCAAGCCCCCUGGCUUCAGGAGGAAUAUAUUCAAAUGGAGGAGCUAAUGUGAACAGAUGGGCAUCACCAUUUCAAUCAGAAAAAUAUAGUGCGCAAUUGUCCAAUCUGAUACAGCCGUCUUCUGCACAAAACUGGCUUAGUUCCCAUGGUAGUUCUUCAGGUCUUAUUGUCAAGAGAACAAUCAGGAUUGACAUUCCAGUGGAUCAAUUUCCAAAUUAUAACUUUGUGGGGCGUGUCCUUGGUCCUCGUGGAAACUCUCUUAAACGAGUUGAAGCAACUACUGAAUGCCGUGUCCUGAUUAGAGGUCGUGGCAGUAUCAAAGAUCCAACAAAGGAAGAGAUGAUGAGGGGAAAACCAGGAUACGAGCAUCUCAAUGAACCUCUUCACAUACUUGUUGAGGGAGAACUGCCGGUUGAGAUUAUUGAUGCCCGUCUGAUGCAAGCUCGUGAGAUACUUGAAGAUUUGCUCAAGCCAGUGGACGAAUCUCAAGAUUUCUACAAGAAGCAGCAGCUAAGAGAACUGGCUAUGCUUAACGGUACCCUCAGGGAUGAUAGCUCUCAAAUGUCAGGUUCAGUAUCUCCCUUCCACAACAGCCUCGGAAUGAAAAGAGCAAAAACUGGGGCAUAAAAUCGGUAGAUCAUGUCUUCUCAUCCACCCAACAGCAGUUCCCAUGGUACCGGCCUCGCUGUGUCACAGCCAAGGCUCUUAACUGCCAUCGGGCGCUGCUACUCUCGACUGCUGGUUUGAAAGUCUCUCAUAAUAAUAUCAAAGUGUGCUUGGUUAUGCAGUGUGGGAUAAAUCUAGUAGCAAAACAUUUUAAUGUAGGAAUAAUGGUUUCUUGGUGUGGGGCUUGUGUAGUCUAGUCUCUUACGUUUUGCCUGUUGUCGGGGAGCAUCUAUCCUCAUCCUAUUAUUUUAUUUGUUGUAAGUUUGAUAACUUGCUGAGCUUGUUUUGAUUAUAGAUGCUGGAAAUGGAUCCUAUGCUAUGUAGCAGAUGUCUGAUAUAUUAUUAUUCAUUGUUUGAAUCCUAUGAGUUUGUUUUAA